This is a messenger RNA of Epithele typhae, 1305 nucleotides long. RefSeq names its product FAD/NAD(P)-binding domain-containing protein. The coding region runs from base 1 to 1305 and encodes 434 amino acids. Gene Ontology annotation, molecular function: FAD binding. The transcript is spliced from 4 exons. The record is from RefSeq and is a predicted model, not a curated record. NCBI's taxonomy places the organism in Eukaryota, Fungi, Basidiomycota, Agaricomycetes, Polyporales, Epitheliaceae.
AUGUCUCUUCCUACGUCUGCUGAAGUGGUCGUCGUCGGCGCCGGUCCUGUGGGCAUGACCGCCGCCCUUGGUCUGCACAAGCACGCCUGUCCGGACGUCGUGGUCCUCGACGGCCAGCUAACAGGUGAGAAUACCUCUCGAGCCCUCGCUGUGCAUGCAGCCACUCUUGAUACCUUGGCGGACCUAGAUGUUGCCGACCGCGUUGUGGGAUCAGGGAGAAAGCUCAGUACGACCACUGUCUGGACCAAGGGCCAGCCUCCUAUCUCGACCACUUACUUUCCUCCCCUGGGAAAGUACACCAAAUAUCCUUUCAUUCUCGGCAUUGCGCAGCACGUCACCGAGCAGAUCUUGCAUGAUGCUUGCUCCGAGCGAGGGAUCCACAUCCACCGUCCACACAAAGUCGUUGAUCUUAAGCCAAGCGACGACCCCGCUUUCACCGACGUAAUUCUAGACAACGGCCAUGUCAUACGCACUCGAUGCGUUGUCGCCGCCAACGGCUCUCGCACCAUCAUACGCCAACUGUGCAAUGUCGGAUGGUCCGACCCCACCGGCGAGCUCAAGAGCGUCUCCCCCAAUGACGAAGCCGAAGCCGCGAACAUGGUCGUCGCCGACGUCACCUUCAAGUCCCCUCCCCCGCUCAAGCCUGACGCCAUCAACCUCGUCCACACCUCCUCCAAUGCCCUCAUGUGCAUUUACUUCCCCGGCGACCCCUACCCCGACGCCGUCCCCUCCGGCACCCCCGUCUACCGCAUCGCCACCGGCGUGCCUCGCGAGCUCGGUGCCCCUCCCAGCGCGCCCGGCACGGACUACCUCCAACCCCUCCUCGACCGCUACGGCCCGCACGUCACGGUCUGGUCGAGCCGCUUCCGCACGCAUUCCGCGAUCGCCGACCGCUUCUUCGCGCACGUCGGCGAGACAGCAGGCACCGGCCCUGUGUGCUUCCUCGGCGACGCCGCGCACGUCCACCCCCCGAUGGGCGGCCAGGGCAUGAACCUCGGCAUCCGCGACGCCGCGAAGCUCGCGCCGGUGCUCGCCGAGUACGUCGCGGCAGCGCGCGCGGGCACCGCGUCGCAGACGGCGCUCGAGGCGUGGGCGGCCCAGCGGCGCAAGCGGGCGCUGGAGGUGAUCAACUUUGUCAAGGAUCUCCAGCGCCGGCUGUGGCUGUCGACGGACACCAAGUACGUGCUCGGCCUGAUACCGUACAACCCGGCGUGGGUACAGAUGUCGGUGCUCCGGGUGUUGUCGAGCUUUGAGUGGUUCCAGACGAAAGCUGCUUACACCGUCAGUGGGCUUGCAGAUUCUUAA